UUGCAGUCGUCUUUGACUUUGAAACAUGGCUGCGAUCGUGAAAGUAGCAUAGUCUCAGAAGUCUGCAACAUUUAGUUCUCGAACUGCAUUAUCAUUUCCCAGAGAGCUGCCGUGCACAGAUUUGACCGAGCAUGUCAGAUAAAGAGGCCGGUAAAGGGAAGGACAGUACCGGGGAGAAAGGUUACAGGACUCCCGGGCUGAGGGGUGCACAGACCACCACACUGUUCCGAGCUGUCAACCCUGAACUCUUCAUUAAGCCUAAUAAACCGGUGAUGGUGUUUGGACUAGUGACUAUCACUUUGUGCGUGGGCUACCUUGGCUACCUGCACGCAAUGAAAGAAAACGACCAGCAGUUAUACGAGGCCAUCGACAGUGAAGGGGAGAGAUACAUGAGGAGGAAGACUUCCAAAUGGGACUGAUGGCACAACAUGUUCUAUAACACUCAGUCAGUGUGUGUGCAUUUAUGUAUUGUAAGGACAGAGGGAAUUAAAACCUUGCUGGAUUGAA
This is a messenger RNA of Lates calcarifer (barramundi perch), 507 nucleotides long. RefSeq names its product small integral membrane protein 8 (gene smim8). The transcript is spliced from 2 exons. NCBI's taxonomy places the organism in Eukaryota, Metazoa, Chordata, Actinopteri, Centropomidae. Bases 132 to 419 code for a protein of 95 amino acids. The record is from RefSeq and is a predicted model, not a curated record.